AUGCAAAUUUUAGUCGAUGAGGUCAUUGCCAGUGCUGCAAAAUACCACGGAGAUUUUAUUAAAAUUCUCGUAACCAAAAAUAAAUAUCAUGAUACCGAUGGUUUAUUUGUUGAAGAGUUUGUAAAGUUUAUUUCGUUUCAAGUUGUUUCAACUAAAUAUAAAACAAAUUAA
Heterostelium album PN500 is the source of this 171-nucleotide messenger RNA. RefSeq lists its product as uncharacterized. The record is from RefSeq and is a predicted model, not a curated record. NCBI's taxonomy places the organism in Eukaryota, Evosea, Eumycetozoa, Acytosteliales, Acytosteliaceae. The coding region runs from base 1 to 171 and encodes 56 amino acids. The transcript has 2 exons.